Molecule: messenger RNA, 1813 nt
Organism: Elaeis guineensis (African oil palm)
Lineage: Eukaryota; Viridiplantae; Streptophyta; Magnoliopsida; Arecales; Arecaceae
Molecular function (GO): protein binding
Source: RefSeq, a predicted model, not a curated record
AGCUAUUUGGGUUUGUUGGAAGGAACGCGAGUCACCGAACCGAGCCGAAUAUUAAAACUCACGCAUUUUUAAAUUUUCUUGGUUUUUUUAAAAAAAAAUCCUUGGAAUCGCUCCCUCCGGCUGCUUCCUUCUUCUCUGCUCCUCUUACCGUCUUCCUCCAAUACAAACCCCAAAAAAACCUUCUUUUCUCUUCGUAGAUGCCAUGGAACUCGAGGCCGAGGACGGCACGAGAAUCCCUAUGGAGAGGUGUUCGAAGACGGAGGUUGGAAGAGGACCGGAGUUAGGGUUUGGGCCCUCCGCCGCGGACCGGACCGUCUCCCGCCACCACCUCUCCUUGCACCUCCUGGGGCCCGCCGGCGACGACGCGGGGUGCGACGACUCCGGUGGGGAUUUCAGGGUCUCUUUCGAAGUAACCGGGAAGAACCCCAUCUUGGUCUGUCGCAGCGGCAGCGGGGACAAAAGGGUUUACCGGAACUCAGAGAAGGGCGAGCUCCGAGCUGGGGAUCGGUUCUCCUUAUCCCUAAAGAACCCUUCUUUCUUCGUUCUUAGGAGGAGAGAACGAGAGGGGGAGGCGGUGGAGGUGGAGAAGAGGGUCUUGGAUGCGGUGGAGAGGAGGGAGAGGAGGACUGUAGAGAGGAGAAUGGAGAAGGAGAGGAGGGCGAGGGCGGAGGCACCUGGAGGGGAAGGACAUGAAGAAGACAGCGACGGAGGACUGGAAGUAGUGCUGGGCUCCUUGGACGUUUCCCAGAUCGACCCCGUGAGAGAGUUUGGAUUCUUGGUGAGAGGUCAUGAAUUUGAUAAUUACCCGAAGCAAAAGAUUCGUCCCAUUGGAGAUUGGAAUUGGUUCCUCGAGGAUCCAGGAGGGGAUAGUGAUGAUGAUGAACUUACCAAUGAAGCAACUAGCCCAAGGGGGAAGGUUAGGAGGAGAAAGAAGAAGGGAGGCAGAGGCAGCGACGAUGAAAAUUGGAGUGGGGAAAGUGAGGAAGAGAAGGUAUUGGUUGCAAAAUUUGGAAGUUCUAAGAGACCCAGCUACUCUACCAGAUCUAAAGAUGCCAAAAAAAGGCGCAGUGAUGCUUCAGGUGGUAGGCAUCCUGCAAUGCCGAAAGGUGUCAAAGCUCAAAAAGAUGAAGAUAUUGAAGAGGAUGAAGAAGAUGAGACUUUAGGAGGUUUUAUUGUUGAUGACGAGGAGGAGGAAGGAGAGGAGGAGGAAGAAGAAGAAGAAGAAGCACUGGAGGAAGAUUUGGAGGAAGAUGAAGAAGAAGAAGAGUAGGAUAAUGACUGACCAACAUUUGUUGCCUUUGGAUCUAUGCUGUGAAAUUGGACAUGAACCACAUGAUCGAAUUUGUUGGCUUUAGUGGAAGAACCAGAUUCCCACUACACAUGCUGCUUUUAGUUUUGGAAUGUAAGAAUAUGUGCCAGUGUGUGAGUUCUGGUUAUUUAUUUUACAUCUGACCUCAAAAGUAUAGGCCUUGGUGGAACAUAAUUCUUUGGAUUCAGGUGCUUUCAUUACUUUGGGAGCACAGAUCUGCAGUUCUAAGCUGCAAAAGAUGUGAAGGAAAUGGUGGAUAUCUACGACAGCGCCAGGACAAUGGAGCAUUUUAGGAGCAAAUUAGGUGUACCAGUAGUGAACAACAAAUGCACUCAGGUGGAUGUUGAUAUUUAUGUAACCUCUUUUGUAUUUUGUAUUCACUGGCAUGCUUGCAUUGUUUUAUCCACACAAAUAAGCUAAUAUGUCAAGAUAUAGAUGCAAAUCAACAAUCAUAUUUUGCAACUCUUCGAACUUCACAUAUAGAAGCUCUGUUUGUUUUCCAGC